Messenger RNA from Drosophila serrata, 1804 nucleotides. RefSeq names its product Dynein axonemal assembly factor 3 (gene Dnaaf3). NCBI's taxonomy places the organism in Eukaryota, Metazoa, Arthropoda, Insecta, Diptera, Drosophilidae. The record is from RefSeq and is a predicted model, not a curated record. Gene Ontology annotation, biological process: axonemal dynein complex assembly; motile cilium assembly.
UCUAUCGCAUCCCAGUCUGGAAAUAACGAAUACGAAAACAGGGUCACGAUGUUUUGGGGACUAAGCUCGGCGUUGGAUUUGUACGAUGAGUAUCUGAAGGCAUUCAAGAUCAAGGAUGAGCCGCUGGCAGAAGCAGAACAGGUAGGUCCAGGCGGAGACGAUGGUUUAAAUACCUUGAACAUCCUCAUUUGCGGCGGUGCUGAUCCCCGCCAUGUGAUCAAGACCCUGGCCAAGAGAUACACCCAUGGUGUCCAGCCCAAGCUCAAUAUAUAUGUGCUGGAUGGCUGUGCCGAGAUCAUAGCCAGGAAUAUGCUACUACUGGCCAUAGCCCUGGAGGAUCCAGAGUCCUUUAGUUUGGUAUCCAAGGCACACCUGUUUAUGGACCUGUACGGAAAUGCGGUAAUCCGUCCCAGCUCCCAUCAUUACAUGGCCGCCAAGGCACGCACUCUACUCCAGAUGGUCACCGAUGAGGAGAAGCUUCAGCGCCUGGCUCCCAUGCUGAAUAUCGAUGGCCUCAAGUACAAGGAGCGCGAUGGUUUGGAGAUGGCCUUCAGCUUCUGGCAGCCUCAACCGUGGCACGUAUAUGAAGUGACCAAGUACUGGGAGCAGAGGUCCAGGGCUCUGCUGGGCACACGAUACGAUCAUCGGAACGGGGCCUUCGACUGGGACUUGAGCAUGACCCUUAAGAGUCGUGGUGGCGAGCAGAUCUGCUCUCAGGAGUACCGCUAUUGGCGCGAGUCCGGCGUGGCCUUCGUCUUUCCGGAGUACGAGCAGUGCAAGCCCAACAAGACGCUGGCUGCCGGAUUGGUGCGCAACGGACGUACCUUUCUGAACCGCGGCUAUGUGGGCGACAUCCAGACAGGACCGUUCUGUGGCUUCGGGUUACGCAGUACCGAGGAGCGCAUGCAUCACUCAGUGCACGGGGACAACGACUACCGGGCCACUGAUGUAACCGAGCGGAAUCUCAUGGAGUUCUUCCACGAGCUUCAGACGCAGACAGCCUACGAGCACGAUCCCACACGCUCUCGCCGCUAUGGAUCGGUUCACCUGCUGAUGACCCCGUUGCUCAACCACCAGGAGGUGGAUGCCGAUGGGCAGGCUAGCUACGACCGUCCCUGGAUUCCAGUGCCAGGAGUAACCGUACACUAUAUGUCGCCCGCAGAGAUGCUGCAGCUGCAGCAGGGCGCUCCUCGCUGGAAUAACAUGUUUGAUAUCGCAUAUGUGGCCUACAACUACUUUACUUUCCUGAGUCCGGCUUUCUUCCAAGCUCUCCGCGCGCAGGCUCUCAUGGUGCUGGAAACAAAGCUUAUGACGGUGGAGCGCAGGGAGCAGGUGCAGGACUACGAGGCCAAGGCCAAGGAAAUCCUGAAGCAGGCUGGUCUGAAGGCGGUCAUCAAUUACCAGGCUAUCAAUGCCAAAAACAUGCUGCUUAAAUACAAAAAGACUGACAAGGAGGAAGUGGAAGAUGCAGCCGAAGAUGAGGCUGAAGUUGAUCCUGAAACUGAGCCCCCAAUCGAGUACAAAGUAGAGGCUCUAACGCUUGAAGAGAUUGUUGUAGAGCCAGAAACUGGAGAAAAAAGCCAUAAUGCAGAUCUUGAAGAUACACUCAAAGAAGAGCCUUCUAUUGAAAGCGAGACACACAGCCUAGAAGAGAUUAAACCAGAAACUAAUCAAGUGGACAUGGAUUUACUAGGUCUUGGAGAACCUACCUCGAAUCCAGAGCUUCAUCAGGAAAUGGAAGAUUCCACUUAAUAAGCCAAUUAAAUAAAGCACAAAUUUAAGCAAUUAUAACGUGUAACUUUAA